Cyprinus carpio (common carp) is the source of this 3733-nucleotide messenger RNA. Its product is annotated as 3-hydroxy-3-methylglutaryl-coenzyme A reductase-like. Gene Ontology annotation, molecular function: NADP binding; hydroxymethylglutaryl-CoA reductase (NADPH) activity; protein binding. The record is from RefSeq and is a predicted model, not a curated record. Lineage: Eukaryota; Metazoa; Chordata; Actinopteri; Cypriniformes; Cyprinidae. Gene Ontology annotation, cellular component: peroxisomal membrane; endoplasmic reticulum membrane. Gene Ontology annotation, biological process: coenzyme A metabolic process; sterol biosynthetic process; isoprenoid biosynthetic process.
GCUGUAGGAGGAUGCCGGUUUUGGCGACUGGAGUCCUUAGACGUCGGGAUAUGGAUUAAUAUCGUCUAUAAUUAUUUAUUUCGGCCACUCUAAUCAUGAAAAUCGCCGCUAAAUGAUAAUAUGAUAAAACAGUGAAUAUAUCUAUAGGCUUUUAUUUAAUCAGCCGCAUAUGUGGAGGAUUUUACAGUGAUUUGCUCUUGGUGUACUAAUUCUUUAACACUCAUUAAACCUUAUUGUAACUGACUGUAACACACCUUCAAAAUGCUGACGAGACUUUUCCGAAUCCACGGCCUCUUUGUGGCCUCCCACCCUUGGGAAGUCAUUGUGGCUACUGUGACUCUCACCAUCUGCAUGAUGUCCAUGAAUAUGUUCACUGGAAAUAACCAGAUUUGUGGCUGGAACUUUGAUUGCCCCAAAUUGGAGGAGCUAAUCUUAAGCAGUGAUAUCAUUAUCCUGACAAUCACAAGAUGCAUAGCGAUCGUCUAUAUUUACUUUCAGUUCCAAAAUCUUCGACAGUUAGGAUCCAAAUACAUAUUGGGCAUUGCAGGACUUUUCACAAUAUUCUCCAGUUUUGUGUUCAGCACAGUUGUGAUUCACUUCCUGGACAAGGAGCUGACAGGCCUCAAUGAGGCCUUGCCAUUCUUUCUGCUGUUGAUUGACCUCUCCAAAGCAUGUGCUCUGGCCAAGUUUGCAUUGAGUUCAAACUCACAGGAUGAGGUGAGAGAGAAUAUUGCCAAAGGAAUGGCUGUUUUAGGACCCACUUUUACUCUUGAUGCCCUUGUGGAGUGUCUGGUGAUCGGUGUGGGGACAAUGUCAGGUGUGCGACAGCUUGAGAUCAUGUGCUGCUUUGGUUGCAUGUCUGUCCUGGCUAACUACUUUGUGUUCAUGACAUUCUUCCCGGCCUGUGUCUCUCUUGUGCUGGAGUUGUCUAGAGAGAGCAGGGAGGGACGACCCAUCUGGCAGCUGAAUCACUUUGCUAGAGUUCUGGAGGAGGAAGAGGACAACAAGCCUAACCCUGUCACACAAAGAGUCAAAAUGAUCAUGUCUCUUGGCCUGGUUAUGGUUCACGCUCAUAGCCGGUGGAUUGCAGAUCCCACGUCAAGUAAUGGAACUCUUGAUCUUCCUCAAGUUGGAGUGAGUCUGAAUGACAAUAUGCCCAAGAGAAUUGAGCCAGACAUACCCCUUUGGCACUUUUACCUAUCCAGGAUGAUCAGCAUGGACAUUGAGCAGGUGAUCACGCUGGGUCUCGCCCUGUUCCUGGCUGUGAAGUACAUUUUCUUCGAGCAGGUGGAGAUGGAGUCUACCCUGUCCCUGAAAGUCCCAACUCCAAGCGCCAUGCUCUCUCAGAAAUGGUCUCCUGAUGAGUGCUGUAGGAAAGAGGUUCCCGUUUCCAGCAAGCCUGAGAAAACCCCAACUCCUCCUGCAGUUGUUACCAAAGAGGAAAGAGAUUUAGUGAUUCGGCCUCUGCCUGCCCCGAAAGAGCCUGAGCAUAAAAGUACUUUUGUUUUGGGAGAGGAUGAAACUCAGGAAAUCGUGGAUGUGUCAGUUAGUCUACCUGCUGAACCCAGACCUGUGGAAGAAUGUCUCUCCAUUCUGAAAAACCCAGAUAUGGGUGCUCGCUACCUCAGCGAUGAAGAGGUGAUCGUGUUGGUGAACUCAAAGCACAUCCCAGCUUACAAAUUGGAGGCUAUAAUGGAGAGCCCUGAGAGAGGGGUGAUGAUCCGCAGAAAAAUGCUCAGCCCCAAAUUCCCGGAGCCCACAGCUCUCACCCGCCUGCCUUAUAAAGACUACGACUACUCUAAGGUGAUGGGAACAUGCUGUGAGAAUGUCAUUGGUUACAUGCCAGUUCCUGUGGGGGUUGCUGGGCCUCUGUUAUUGGAUGGAAAGCAGUUUCAGGUCCCCAUGGCAACAACUGAGGGCUGCCUAGUUGCCAGCACAAAUAGAGGCUGCAGAGCUAUAGCAUUGGCUGGCGGUGCCAGUAGUCGUGUUCUUGCAGAUGGAAUGACCAGAGGGCCGGUGGUGCGUCUGCCUUCUGCCUGUCAGGCAGCUGAAGUCAAGGCCUGGCUGGAAAGCACUGAGGGCUUCAAGAGCAUCAAGGAGGUCUUUGACCAGACCAGCAGGUUUGCACGAUUGGAGAAGCUUCUGAUUGGUCUGGCAAGUCGCAAUCUGUACAUUCGAUUCCAGUCCAAAACUGGAGAUGCAAUGGGGAUGAACAUGAUCUCAAAAGGCACAGAAAAGGCUCUCACCAGGCUGAAGGAGGAAUUUCCAGAGCUUCAAAUUUUGGCUGUUAGUGGGAACUAUUGUACCGACAAAAAACCUGCCGCCAUCAACUGGAUUGAGGGGAGGGGCAAGUCAGUGGUGUGUGAGACCACCAUCCCAGCCAAAGUUGUCAAAGAGAUUUUAAAGACGUCGACUGAGGCUCUGGUAGACGUCAACAUCAACAAGAACUUGGUUGGAUCUGCUAUGGCUGGAAGCAUCGGAGGUUAUAAUGCUCAUGCUGCCAACAUCGUAGCUGCCAUCUAUAUUGCUUGUGGACAGGACCCAGCGCAGACAGUGGGCAGCUCUAAUUGUAUCACUAUUAUGGAAGCCUCGGGCCCCACCGGGGAGGAUCUUUACAUCAGCUGUACUAUGCCCUCCAUUGAGCUGGGCACUGUGGGCGGAGGCACGAACCUUCCUCCCCAGCAGGCCUGUUUACAGAUGUUAGGUGUGCUGGGUGCCAGUCAGGAGUGCCCGGGUGAAAAUGCCCGACAGCUUGCCAAGGUGGUGUCUGCUACCGUGCUUGCAGGAGAGCUGUCACUCAUGGCUGCACUCACUGCUGGUCACCUGGUCAAAAGUCACAUGACUCACAACAGAUCAAAAGUGAAUUUGCAAGAAGCUCCAGGAACAUGUACUAAGCAGGCAUCUUGAGUCUUCACCUGCUGAAGAUGCAAAAGGGCCACAAAGAAAGAGGAUCUCACGUUUAAGGCACAGUGAUUAGUAAUUUUGAUUAUUUUAAAGGCCAGCAGAAAGAAUACAGUUCAUGGUUCCCCUGAUCUGUUAAGCAUGAAAUAAACAGAUAAAAGUAAAAUGGUUGAAAUUAAAUAUAGGAAUCAAGAUCAGCUAAAGGAAGCUUAAAGUCUGUUUGCAAAACUGGAAACAACAACAUUAGACAGAAAGGGAAGGAGAAAGUUUAAUCUUCAUUGCACUUACAAAAGAAAUGCCAUUGGACAGUACCAAUAAAGAGAGGAGUAUAAAGUACUAGGAUUCACUAGUUGGUACAUAUGUAGAAUAAAAUUGCCUACAAAAUUGCCAAAUGCAGCCAUCAGCAGUGCUUGUGAUGCAUUCCGUGUCAGAAUGUACAUUGUUUUUUUUUGUCUGUGACGCAGGAAUGAAUUGAAUGACUUAUGUAAAAAGGUUGUGCUAUGGCAUGACGGCACAAAUAUUUCAAAAGGUGCUACAAUCCACAUGAUGUUUCAGUUCUUUGCUCAUUUCGCUAUUUCUUUGUGUUUGAACACCUCUAAAAUUGGUUUAUGCAUUAAUACACAACUUAACACACUGCAUGUUUCCGAAAGGCUUGAAAUGGCUUUUAUACAACUGGUUCUGGUUUUCAUGUCAUGGAAAAGUGUGGCUGUUUAGAUGUUGAAGACAUUGGAAGCUUGCUGUUUUUCUCCCAAAGGCACAAUUCAAAUGAUUCAAUAAAUAAUAAACUGCAAAGUUUUGUAUAUUUUUAUAAUAAAAGAAAAUACAGAAUUCA